Messenger RNA from Morus notabilis, 376 nucleotides. Its product is annotated as coatomer subunit epsilon-1-like. The record is from RefSeq and is a predicted model, not a curated record. Gene Ontology annotation, biological process: endoplasmic reticulum to Golgi vesicle-mediated transport; retrograde vesicle-mediated transport, Golgi to endoplasmic reticulum; intra-Golgi vesicle-mediated transport. The transcript is spliced from 2 exons. NCBI's taxonomy places the organism in Eukaryota, Viridiplantae, Streptophyta, Magnoliopsida, Rosales, Moraceae. Gene Ontology annotation, cellular component: COPI vesicle coat. Gene Ontology annotation, molecular function: structural molecule activity; protein binding. The annotation marks the transcript as partial.
ACUCAUUUUUGUUCCCUUUCUUCCUCCUCUACCAUCCCUCCCUCUGAGUCUGAGUUGGUGCAUAUUCUCCGAGAUCUGCAAAUUGCAAAAGUAAAUUCGAAGGCAAAAAGCAUCGAAAGCGGCCAUGGCAGCGCCAGAUCUUUUGUUCAAUCUGAGGAACAACUUCUACUUGGGAGCCUUCCAAGCCGCCAUUAACAACAGCGACCUCCCCAAUCUCUCCCCCGACGACGCCGUCGAACGCGAUUGCCUCGUUUACCGAUCUUACAUUUCUCUCGGAAGCUACCAGCUCGUGAUCAAUGAGAUCGAUUCCUCUGCCGCCACGCCUCUCCAAGCCGUCAAGUUACUCGCUCUCUACCUCUCUAGUCCCGAUAGCAAG